AUGAGUUUGGGAAAUAGCUCUCUCAAAAAUAUCUGUGAUUCAACACAAGCUUUCCAAAGAAUGAACUUGGAUUACAAGUUUUCUACCAAUAAUACCACCAACACUUCCUCUACUCGAAAGAGAGUGAUUGAUGAUUGUGAUGAUAGUGAUGACGACGAAGUAUUCAAACGUACUAAAACACUUACUGGAAAUAAAAAGGUGCGACGUAGAUAUGACGAUGGAGGCGACGAAUCAUGCGAAAUUCGUAUGAACGCUACAUCUGCAUUGCGAGGACAAACACAGAAAAUGAAAACUCGCUUGCGAAAGCGUCGUAAUGCCCAUCUUCGAUAA
Ambispora gerdemannii is the source of this 330-nucleotide messenger RNA. Lineage: Eukaryota; Fungi; Glomeromycota; Glomeromycetes; Archaeosporales; Ambisporaceae. The record is from the annotation of a GenBank genome assembly.